AUGCUCGUGUUUAUUGACAGCUUAACCCAAACCAAGGACGAAGGACUCAUAUCGGAUGCCAUAUUUUUCGACUUCUCAAAAGCAUUUGAUAGGGUCCCACACGUUCCGCUGCUCCACAAACUCGAGUCCUACGGGAUUCGAGGAAAAUUCCUUCGCUGGAUCAAGGCGUUCCUAUCAGACAGAUCAUUCCGAGUGAGAAUAAACUCGACCUACCCUUCCCCAGCGCCGGUCUCCACUGGAGUUCCUCAAGGCUCCGCGCUGGGACCAGUGCUUUUUCUGAUCUACGUAAACGACCUCCCAGAUGUUUUUGCGACUCCACGCCUACUUUUUGCGGACGACUUGAAAUUCUGGAGUACCAAUGCCAGUGUCCUCCAAAUGGAUGAAGACGCUGCCAAGCAGCGGUCGGUGGAUUGGCACCUUACUCUGAAUAAAGAUAAUUCAGCUGGCCUCCUGCAACAGCCUGUGGAGAUAAUGCACACGGGCGAAUGGAAUGUAAACCUUAAUCGCCCCUCGGAAGAAGAAAUAAGGUACGAAAUAGCCCUACUAAAACGUGAGAAGGCACCAGGAUCGGAUGGUUUGUAUGCGGCCCUCUUCAAGGAAGGCGGAAAAUCCCUGGUGACCCACCUGACAAAUCUUAUUGGUACCAUAUGGGACGAAGAGAAGAUGCUUGUAGAAUGGGGCAUGCCGACAUUCACCCCCAUCUUCAAAAAGGGCACACGGACGCUGUGUGAAAACCACUGUGGCAUCAGCCUGUUGGCUGUGACAUCAGAGGUGCUCUCUGGCUGCUCCCCAAAGACGUCAAAGUUCUUCGAUAUCUUCGUUUCAUUUUUCGAGUCUGGUGGGAACACCGGAUCAGUAAUUCUGAAUUAUGUUGAGAUUUUCGGAAGAGACAAGUCCUCCACGAUAGAUGAACUGUUCACACUCCAACCAGGUACUCCGUUCUACGACUUCAUCCAUAAUUUGACCGAAUUGUUAUCCAACGAGAGACUGAAGCAAUCUUUCACACAAUCGGGUUCAUUUUUGGAUUUGGACUUAUUUUCGGAAUUACACCCACAGCUGACGGCUAUCCUCAUCGCGUACAGUCGCAUCCCGAAAAUUUUAUCUCAUCCAGUCGGCAAUCUUUCCCUUGAUCAUUUGGACUUGUCUGUCUUGCGGAAUCUGUCCGCAUUCGUGUGUGGUGCGCAACGGAACGAUAUCAGUCGCGCUUUGGACGUGUACGAAUCUUCCAAAAAAUCUGUGCUCAAUGUCACCCACCUGGUGCUCGAGUUCAGUAAGAAUGCAUCCACGAGCAUUGAUGUACCUGCCGGAGACAAUCCUGUCCGAAGGCGAGUCCAAGCACUCAACUUCUGUCCGUCCAUUCGUUCUCUUCUCAGCUGGCAACCCACAUUACGUACGACUGGUCGAUUGCGGUACUUCUUGUUUGGUCGAACAGCAUACUAUCCCAGUAAUGCUUUCACAGACUCGGUUGUAAACAAGGCCAACGAAGUAUACUAUUUCUUGUCCGGAGUGAAGAAUGCCACCAAACUCUACUUUAGUCACAUCCGACCACAGAUAGAAGCUCUAAUGCAAAACCAUUCAGAAAGGCUGCAGCCGCAGUUACAGUAUUGUUUGUUUGCCUUCAUCUUCCUCUCAGACGAGAUAAACGAAUUGUGUUCUUUUCUAUUACACUUUUCUGGCCCUUCCGGCGAUGCAGCCCAGACCAGUGGCACCCCACAUUGGUCGCAUACUUUGGAGAAAAUUGAUUUUAUUGUUGCUAUAACUGAGCACCUUUUAGACUGCAUGCCAGAUUCAUUUGAUCGGUUUAUCCCGUUUCUAGAUCAGACCGAAUUUGAACGAUUCCUCAUGUUGAACGAAACUGACAUAGGAUUUGCCCCGCUAGGCGUACAUUUUGAACAGUGGCCGACAAACCAAACAUCGAAUCUGACGGAACUCUACGCGUUUGCUAUUCGUGUCAACCCAUUUCUCAUUGAUACGACUUUCCGAUAUAAAGUGCUCGAUCGACACUGGUCUCCAGCACCACGGCGUAAUCCUGAUUCGGAUAUGAAAUACUUCACAAGUGGUUUUCUUGACCUUGAAGAACGAAUCAGUCAGGCUGUGCUCAGCCUGGCGUCUGCCAGUUUGCAGACGAAAAUCGGUACCAACAUCCCGUACCACCCUCUGGGUGUUGAGUUUCAAAUGUUUCCAUCUCCUGCCUUCAAUGUGGACGAGUUUCUCAACCUGUUUGGGCCCCACAUUCCACAGUUGAUGAUUCUGGCUUGGUCGCUAACUCUGGUGGCCAGCGUGAAGUACCUAGUCGACGAACGUGAACAUGGUCUACUCAUGAUGCUUCGGGUGAUUGGAAUCCCAAACGGUUUAAGUGCAGUUUCAUGGCUAGCAGUCUCCAUGUUUUUCAGUACGGUGACCUGUAUUGUGAUGGUGAUCGUGCUGCGAUUCGCCAGAAUCACACCCAACACUAGUCUAUCCCUCUUGGUCUUUCUUAUUUUAUCCUAUGUGUUGUCCAUUCUGACUUUUUCUCUCGUAUUCAGUCUGUUUUUUAACAAGGCUAAUCUUGCUGCCGUUGUUUCUGGUGGUGUAUAUUUUAUGUGUUAUUUGCCGGCGCCAAUUCUUUUGCAUUAUGAAACUUUCCUCUCGCCCACGUUGCUAGUUACCGCUAGUCUAUUGCCUCAGGUGAGUCAAACGUUUGGAUGGGCGUAUAUUAUUCGAUUGGAACGACAAGGUUUCGGAGCACAGUGGUCGGAUCUUUGGCCUUUGGAAUCCUUGAGCAGCCCCUACUCCCUCGGACUUGUAUUCGUUCUUCUCUGGGGUGCCAUUUUAGUUCAGUUGGUUGCGGCUCUAUACCUAAUACCCUUGGUUAGAUCUGCUUUCCUCUUAUGCUUGGCAUCGCCCUUUUGGGGUAUCCCAAGAAUUAUUCGAUCAUCACUCUUCCCUCCAGUUAGACGAUCCAAGUCGAAGGAUAGUCACUUUUCGAAGACAUGGAAUAAGAGCAACACAACGAUCGAGAUGCACAACAGUAAGCCGGAUGAAUCAUUGUUACCACCUGAGUCCUUGAGCCACAACUCGCCUGUCCUCAUUGUGCGUGGAUUGUACAAACUCUAUCGUCGUUACAACCGUCGUCCAGUUUUGAACGGAAUAGAUCUACGAUUCUACCGUAGCCAAACCAACGUGUUGUUGGGGCAUAACGGUGCAGGGAAGACAACUUUAUUGUCUAUCCUAGCAGGUAUUCUCAAACCGACAAAGGGAACCGUCUUGAUUGAUGCACAGGAGGUACACUGGAAUAGAGAUUACAUCCGUUCCCGAGUUGGUUACUGUCCACAACAUGAUGUACUUUACCCUGACAUGACAGAUAGUCCCAGUGCACUAACUAAGCACUACAUCGACCGCUACCUGGCCUACUUUGGUUUCGAAUCGAAACGGAACUGUCGGAUUUCGACUCUUUCUGGUGGACAGAAGCGGAAGUUGUCUGUUUGCCUAGCUUUUCUAGGUCCAAGUUUAUCUGUGAUCCUUCUGGAUGAACCCACUGCCGGAGUUGAUCCUUUGUCCAAACGUAUCAUUUGGAAUUCCGUUCAGGCAAUGAAAACCGAGGAUCGUUCGGUGAUAUUCACUUCACAUCACAUGAGGGAAGCGGAAUUCUUGUCCGAUCGCAUAUAUAUACUUUCAAGUGGACGGCUUCUACAAUCUGGAUCAUGCGUGUCGCUCAAAGCCACUUAUGGGCUGGGUUAUCUGCUCACCUUGGAGAAACGACCAGGUGAGUUUGAGAGUGGUGGUGGCGUGUAUGCUGUCACGAAAUUAAUAUGCGCCCACGUUCCCCAGGCUGUACUACUUGCUGAAACGAGGAACACUUUGCUGUAUCGUCUUCCCCCCGAAGGAGCUCUGAGUGGUACAUACGCGGACCUUUUUGAACAUCUGGAAUCCGUGCUUAACGGGAAUGGAGAUAGGUCACCAACCGCUUGGCCAGUAUCGCAUUUCGGCGUUACGGAUACUUCUCUAGACGAUGUGUUUCUUACCAUACUAAGCAAACAGGCUGAUCAGUUGCCGGCAAAAACAUCCUUGGAAAUUUCUCCCACGCACUCAUCACGUGAUUCUAUUCAGGCGGAUGCGCCUGUUUUCUCCAUACGAAAACUAGGAACUGACCUCGUUUCAAGAUUCACAUCCGUAUGUCGCGUGUUCCCCUUGGCGACAAAGCCUGUGGCACCCGUGAUCCCUGUUUCACCCAGUAUGUCGGAAGAUAAACCGUUUUGGGCCAUUGUGAAGAGAAUAUACCAUCAAUCUAUUGUCAUAUUACGUAUGCGUUCGUGUCACCUAAAACGGAACAAGCGAGUUUGGUUCUUGGAGUUUUUCAUGCCUUGUGGCCUUAUCCUGUUUUCUCUAGUUUUGUUCAGUUUGUAUCGUCCGCAAAUUGAACAGCCGAUUAUGGAUCUACAUCCUGGACUAAUGACGGAUCGUCGCUAUAAAACCCAGCGCACCUUUGUACAUCACGAGACGUGUCCAACUUACUCGCUGCUCAGAUCGGAUGAGAUAGAACCAAUAAUCACUGCAUCCGCUUUUAGCCACCCCCUCUCCUGGACGGGUAUUCGUUGUCUUCCUAGUCAUAUCUACUCUCCUCGCCCGAAUUUCGGCCUCACUUGCUCCAAUGAACCGUAUUUUCUUUGGAGUGGUUCUCUGUCGGAACCCGAACACGACAGAAGUUGCGCUGGGGCAGACAAAAAUCGAUCUGAGCUUCCUCCGUGGCGUCUCCUGUCCACCUUCGAUAGACUAGUUAAUCUGACACACCUUAAUGUUUCAUCCUAUAUAUUACAAAGCCGCUUUCCAGAGGAAUUUUACGGAGGCGUUACACUUCGACCUAUCGGGCGCCACACAUCAGAUCAUCUUCUUUCUAUCCUAAUCAAUUCGGUCGCGGAUUGGGUUGCAAUCGUUUAUCAGCCCAGUAUGAAUUCAACUCUUAAUAUCCUAUCCCACCUGCAAAUUCCGGCAUCCACUCUCACUGAUGUACUGUUACCUCCGAUGGAACGUGUCGUCCUGUGGUACAACAAUAAAGGGUACGUUUCUGCCCCAGCAUUUCUGAACUACUUGUUCAAUUUGCAAUUGCAACAGCUGCUCACUCCUCAUAAGAACGUUAGCCACACAGGGAUUGUUGUUGCCAAUUAUCCACUUCCAUUUCCAAAGUCUACCUGGUUUUUCAACUUCCUGGAGGCGUUCAAAGUCGAAGCGGCUUUUGUUCUUUUCCUCGUCAUUGCCUUCACGGCCAUCCCGGCUAAUUUCGCGGUCCUCCUGGUAACGGAACGCCAUUUGGGUAUCAAGCAUUUACAACGUGUUUCUGGUAUGCAACCCUACGUGUACUGGCUCGUUAAUUUUGUCUGGGAUUUCUUUAUUUACUGUAUCCCCGUGCUCUUUUGCACCAUCCUAUUGGUCGUGUUUCGUAAGACAGCCUACACCUCCCCUGCUGUGAUUGGUCCGUUCGUCCUGAUCGUGAUCCUGUACGGUUCUGCAAUGACCCCACUGGUCUAUUUGGCCACCAUGUUCUUUCACCAUCCAAGCACCGCGUACGUGCUCAUCGGAGCGGUCAAUGUGUUCAUCGCCUCGGUUACGCUGUCAAUUGGUGUUUUUCUCAAACUGCUGCUCCUUCAAGACCCGAGCGAAACCGUCCAAACCACCAUCAGUCACAUUCAGCGUACCCUACUCUAUCUCUUCCCGCAUCAUUGUCUUGGGUCCAGUGUGUUCGACUUGGCAAUUAACGGUUUCCUACAGGAAAACGGAUUGUCUGUGGCAUCCUCUGUUGGUAUUGCCAGUUUCACAUGGCUGAUGUUGUAUCCGCGAAUGUUGUGCAUGAUGGGACAAACCAUGUUGUUUGUUCUGCUCUUGUUGCUCGUGGAAUAUCGUGGUUCGUUUUGGUACAUAUGGGAUGGAGGUUGUCUGCAGCGGAGCUCGGGACUGGCACGACCCCAUCAAUUGAAUAACACGAAAUCGGCUAAGAAUGUGCCACUUUGCACAUCCGAUAUACCCACAACAGAAAUCCGGAUACAACACUUGUCCAAACGCUAUUUCGGUCAGUCUCGUCCUGCUCUAUCUGAUCUCAAUCUUUGCGUUCGUGCUGGCGAAUGUUUUGGCCUUCUCGGAACCAAUGGAGCGGGAAAAUCGACCACCUUCGGUUUACUCACAGGACGAUUCCCAGCCCCAAGAAACACGAUUUUCCUCAAUGGGAUGGAUUUAUCCAAACAGUUCUUCGCUGGACAUUGCGACCAGUCAAUUGGUUACUGUCCUCAACAAGACGCUCUUCAUAGUUUUCUCACGGUUCGUGAGACAUUGCAGAUGUAUGCAAGGUUACGUGGCCUGAGUGGUUCUCAUUUGGAGGCGACAGUAUCCAAAUUGAUCAUUUCCACUGGUUUGGAUGCGCACGCCGAUCACCUUGUACGAACAUUGUCUGGUGGGACAAAACGAAAGCUUUCUACAGCCAUCGCCUUUAUCGGGGACCCACAAAUUCUUCUGUUAGAUGAGCCGUCCAGUGGCAUGGAUCCCGGAGCUCGGCGUCUUUUGUGGUCACAAAUCAACUCCGCACUUGAACGACAGCGUUGCAUACUUCUUAGCUCACACUGCAUGGAAGAAUGUGAAACCUUGUGCAAUCGUGUUGGUCUUCUUGUGGAAGGUCGGCUUCAGUGCGAUGGCACUCCUCUGGAAUUGAAACUGCGGUUUGCGGUCGGAUAUUCGGUAGACUUCGAACUUAGUCCGUCCGCCUUAAUCUUACCUCCCGACCAAUUACAGUCCGAACUACGAAAGUACUUACCUUUGGUGACCUUGUCUCUUCCACUUUGCAUACGACAACAGUAUCAGUACCCCCAUUUUAAGCCACUUUCUCAGCUGUUCCGUGCACUUCAAAAAGUACGUGAACUUGGUUUUGUAUGCCAUUAUUCUGUGAAACACAGCAAUUUGGAAGAUGCAUUCGUCGAAUGUUUGACUUCAUGCUCAGACUCUUCGAAGAUUGACCAUCCUCCUUCGGUGCCCAACACAAAUGACAUUAUCGUUGAAUCUCAAACGCCUCAUUUCUAAGCUUCGUGCUCCGUGUUCACCACCUUCCGCUGACUAUUUUUCUAGCUUUCUCUUCUAUCUUCAUUUUUGCCUGUGAUUUGCCCCAUCCCUUCAUCUGUGCAUCCGCCUCGGAAUUUCUGUGUUGUAGAGUACUGGUAUGACAAGAUGCAUCCGUAUUCUA
Opisthorchis viverrini is the source of this 7201-nucleotide messenger RNA. RefSeq lists its product as hypothetical. Gene Ontology annotation, cellular component: intracellular membrane-bounded organelle; membrane. Gene Ontology annotation, molecular function: ATP hydrolysis activity; ABC-type transporter activity; lipid carrier activity. NCBI's taxonomy places the organism in Eukaryota, Metazoa, Platyhelminthes, Trematoda, Opisthorchiida, Opisthorchiidae. The transcript is spliced from 6 exons. Gene Ontology annotation, biological process: transmembrane transport; lipid transport. The record is from RefSeq and is a predicted model, not a curated record. The coding region runs from base 1 to 7041 and encodes 2346 amino acids.